AAAAAAGUAAAGAAACAAGUAUUUUUCUUUCUUUCCUUUUCUUUCGUUCUUAACAUUCUUACCUGUCUUUGCUGUCUGCUUUUUUGAUUGCCAUUUAUCAGUUACAAGUUAUGAAACAAAUGAGUCUCUUCUGCAGAUCAUCAGUGUUACCUGAUGGUGGUUACCAGAUUCAGUUUGAUUCGUAAAUUCAGGUGUUAAAUUAGGGCCUAAAAAGAGAGGAGAAAGAGGAAAGAAAGUGAUUUUAGUGAAAAGUUGUUCCUUUUCAAAGGGUGGUUAAGAUUUGGAGGAUUUGGAGAAAGAAAGAAACAUAAAGAGAGGGAAUAAAGAAAGAUAGAUUGGAGGAGGAGGUAGACUGGCUAAAAAAGAGAGUGAAGGAAAGAGAAAGAAGGAGGAUUUUGAGAGAUAAAGAGAAAGAGAAAGCGGCAAGAUAGAAAGACUGAGGGAAAAAGAGAGAGAGAAAGAGAGAGGCAGAGAGUAAUGGAUAACCUUUAUAAGACCUGACUUGUUAAGAUCGUCUUUUAGAUUCUCAUUCCUUCCUUCCAAGACAACAACAACACAUGUAAACCUGUAAACAAUCAAAAGCAACAACACAUUAAUAGGAUUGAAACAUUUCUUCUACAUAUUUACAUAAUCACAUUUUUGUAACAUUAUUUUACCUUUUCUUACCUUUUCUACAAAACACCUCAACUCUUUUUUUUGUUUUUACCCCAACAAAAACAAUUGUAAACAACUAAUGUUAUGUUAUUUUGUAUUAUAAACAUAUAAAACACACAAAAAAACAUUUCUUUUUUUGCCGUGCCAAAAAUGGACUUAGUGUGUAGUGAAAAUUGUGACACAAGUAAUUUAUUAUCCAAAAAAUGUAUCACAAUUCAUGAUCCUGUGAUCCAUGAUGAUGAACGUGUUCUUCAGAAUCUACUUCUUACCCAGAAUCGUUAUGUUAUCAAAACAUCGUACUUCAAAUGUUUGCAAACGGAUCUUGAUGUUUACAUGAGAGAGUUAGUUGCCAAUUGGAUGCUUGAGGUCUGUGAAGAGGAAAGAUGUGAAAAGGAUGUUUUCCCUUUAGCAAUGAACAUUAUGGAUCGAUUCCUAUCCCAAGUCCGAAUCCGAAAAAGUCAAUUACAGUUGUUGGGAGCUGUGUCAUUAUUCCUUUCAUCCAAAGUUAAACAAAUUGAGCCUCUCCGUGUAAAUCGGCUCAUCCUUUAUUCUGAUUAUUCAAUUACCAGGGAUCAAUUAUCGAAUUGGGAACUUCUAGUUUUGAGUCAUUUAAAAUGGGAUACAAGUGCUGUUACUCCCAAUGAUUUUCUCAAUCUGAUUCUUCGCCGAUUACCUACCAAAGGAAAGGAUAAAUUGAUGACGAUAAAAAAACACGCACAAACUUUUAUCGCACUAUGUGCCACAGAUUUUCGUUUCUCUAUGUUACCACCUUCUUCCGUUGCUGCCUCAUGCAUUGCCACUGCCAUUCUUGGUUUGACCAGGAACAAUUCGCAAUCAACCAAAGAUUUGCUCGCCACACUCUGUAAAUUAACCAACCUUGAGAGUACUGAUCUGCUGGAGAUCCGUAGAACCAUUGAAGAGGUUCUGAAAGCUCAGUAAAUUGUUUGAAUCACAUUAAGAAUACUCGAUUUAUUAAAAUAAUGUGCAUUCAAAAGAUGUAAAUCUAUCUGGAUACGCUUGUGUGUUUCGAGCUUCUAUUCCAGCGAACGUCUAUUGUUAAGUUUCGACCGUUAUUUGGAUUCUUGUUGAUGAACCAAAAAGACAGACAAAGAUUACCCGAACGAAAGAAAAGAAACAAUUUCUUUCGUUUUUCACAUUCUUAACUACUUCUGUUAUCUGCCUGUUUGAUUGCUAUUAUCAGUAAAACUAUGAAACAAACCACUCUCAUCUUCAGAGUCCUCAGUAUUGAUUCAUGGUGUGAAAUAAAAAAAUAUGAAAUAAAUAAAAUGUGAAAUAAAAUUGUGCUUUAAAAUUGUGAAAUAAUAAAAAAUAAAUACAGCCAAAUAAAUAACUCGUUAACAUGUACUUUCUUUCAUAAAAAUGCUGAAAUAUUGCAGUCCAAUUAAAGUCUUCCGCCUGAUA
Molecule: messenger RNA, 2076 nt
Organism: Tetranychus urticae (two-spotted spider mite)
Lineage: Eukaryota; Metazoa; Arthropoda; Arachnida; Trombidiformes; Tetranychidae
Product: G1/S-specific cyclin-D2
Source: RefSeq, a predicted model, not a curated record